AUGGCCUCCGGAGGAGUCUGGAACACCCAGCAGGCCUUUCUGGCUCAGCUGAGGGACGGCAGCCUGGAGGCCUGGGGACACCCAGAUUAUGGUGCCCCGAUCCCAGCCGACAUCAUAGCCUCCGGGCAGAAACACGGCCUGAAACGGGCUUGGUCUACGUGGGAUGGUGGCUUUUUGGUGGAGCUGCAGAACGGGGAGUUUCACGCCUGGGGAAACAAGGACUACGGUGCCGACAUCGGCACGGUGAAGGCCACGCUGGAACGCGAGGGCGUCGUGCAGAUUUGGAGCACCUCUGGCGCUUUCCUGGCAGAGUUGCCGAGCGGCAAGGUGCUCACAUGGGGCGUGGCAGGUUUCGGCGGCGAGGUCGCCACCUCGAUGCGGGAGGCCCUGGAAGCCGAAGGGAUUCAGCGCGCCUGGACCACAGCCGGUGCCUUCAUCGUGGAACUGAAGAGUGGCCGAGUGGUCGCCUGGGGCGGUUCCUCCCACGGGUCCCAAAUCCCCUCCGACGCCCAAGCAGCGAUGCGAACCAAAGGCCUCCGCGACAUUUGGACGACUCGCGCUGGCGCCGUCGUCGCGCAACUGAACAGCGGAGAAGUGAUCUCGUGGGGAAGCACCAACAGUGGCGCCGACCUCGGCGGAGUGAAAGAUCGGCUGGAAGACACGGGAGUUCGACGCGUGUGGAGCACUGGUUUCGCCUUUUUGGCGCAGCUGAAGACCGGCGAAAUCCUGUGCUGGGGCGACAAAGAUCGUGGCGGUGCGCCUGUCAGGGGGACGAAAGAAGCCCUGGCCGCCCACGGAGUCGCCCGCGCAUGGAGCACCGGCUUUGCAUUCCUGGCGGAGUUGACGAACGGCUCCGUGGUGGCCUGGGGACUCGGACCCGAUGGUGCCAAGAUCCCAGGCGACUUGCACAGCUCCUUGGAACGCGAGGGGAUCCGCGAGGCCUUCGGCACGAACUAUGCCUUCCUGGUCGUUUUGAAGAGCGGCCGCUGCGUCGCGUGGGGCGAUUCCAACUGCGGUGCAGACCUGAGCUCCGUCAAGGGCAAAUUGGAGACGGUGGGCCUGGCGCUUUCAGCUCCGGAGGCCCCGCACGCAGGUCCAGGCGCCUUGCCGAGUGGAUCCCCCCGAACGGCUGCGGCAUUCCUGCGGGUCUUCGACAUGUCUCCGGAGUCCGUGAAGCUCACGGAGGAGACCUGCAACUCCAAAGAGGAGAUCUCCAACUACUCCAGCUGGGUCAGCCGGGCCACGGUGAAGUUGGAGCAUGGCGAGGUGCGGGCGGUGGUCAAGGCCAUGCAGUUGCCCCAAGAUGAGAAGGAGAAGAAGAAAGAACGCUUGCUGUGGAUGAAGAAGGAGCUGAAACAUCCAAAUCUCGCGAAGAUCUUGGGGCUCUAUUGGUUUAAAAAUACCGUGAUGUGUGUUGCCGUGGAGCCAGCCCCCAGGUGCUUGAGACGCCUUCUACAACAGGAACCGUCCCUGGCACAGCGGGAGCAUUUGCCCCUAGCACUGGGGAUUGCUUCUGCCAUGAUGUAUCUUCACGACCUCGCUGAGCCGAUCCUGCACCAAGAUCUCAAACCGGAGAAUGUCCUGAUCUUCGACUCCGAUUCCAAGUUGAUCCCCAAGGUCACGGACGUGGGCUUCAAUCAGAAUGGAGGUGGCAAGGGCGCCUUGGCCUACAAAGCGCCUGAGAUGUUCGAGGAGAAGUUUCAGAUGGCAUCCGAGGUGUACGCCUUCGCGGUCAUUUACUUUGAAAUCCUGACCGGACAGCAAGCUUGGAAAGGGCGCAGCGACCUCGGCAUCAUGAGAGCCGUGUGUGAUGGGCAGCGGCCAUCGAUGGACGACCAUGCGGAGACGGACUUGGACCUGAUCAUCCAGGACUCCUGGGCAGCCGACCCCGAAGCCCGGCCGCGCUUCGCCGCGAUCUGCGAGCGCCUGAAGCUAUUGCGCUUCCCCAAGAAGCUAUCAACAGCAGUGCCCAGCUACUGGUCGGGCACCGGAGAUCUCGAAGCUUUGGAUCAAGGGUGGGCGGCUGAGCCCGUGUCUGAGAAGACCUUCGAAGCUUUGAAGAAGCUCUUCGUCGUGACACAGCCGGAGCAGCUGGGAAAAGGCCGAGACUGCAAAGACUAUGGGCGGAAGUACAGCAACCUCCAGCUGCAUUGUGCGUGGCAGAUCGAACACCCAAGUCUUUGGGAGAAAUACAACGCGGAGCGGAAUGAUGUUCUUCGCAACAUGAAGAAGCUGGAGCGCAACUCCAUCGAGACGCCCAGCUGGAAGAGCAAGUUGGAUGAGAACUCCCCUGCUUUGCCCGACGAGCUUUGUACGGCGAUCGGUGAAAAGCACUUGUUGCACGGAACGUCCCCGAAGCACCUGCUGGACAUCCUCGACCAGGGCUUUAACGACAAGCUGGCGAGCUCGAAGGGGAUGUUCGGAGCGGGCGCCUACUUCGCCGAGGAUCCGGAGAAGAUUGAUCAGUACACCCGGGAGGACCCGGGGUAUAUGACUCCUGGAUUGGAACCCUUACAUUCGCGACUUUAUCGACCCGGUGGUCACAAGCACCCAGGACAAGAUGUCUUCUAUUGUUUCGUGAUGCGGGUGACAUGUGGCACUUGCUUCGUGACCAAGGGAUUGAAGGAUGAGACCGGGAAGCGGGACAAACACGAUCCGAAGAGGCCAAUGAUCUAUGACCUGGAUACUGGCUUCCAAGUCUUUGUGAAUGCUGACCGCAGAGAACUCUCGAACGUGCCGGGCUCUGAACCCUCGGUGCGUUACAGCACUCUGCUGGUGGAGUUGGGGCCCUCCAUCGCACGGUACCGGGAGAUCAUCAACUACCUAAAGAAUGGCGUUUACCCGGCCUUUCUUCUGGCCUACUUGAGAGUAUGA
This is a messenger RNA of Durusdinium trenchii, 2874 nucleotides long. NCBI's taxonomy places the organism in Eukaryota, Dinophyceae, Suessiales, Symbiodiniaceae. The record is from the annotation of a GenBank genome assembly.